GCUGCCUACAAGGGAUUCUGCCCAGACAUCUUCGGAGUUCUCUUCGAGUGGCUCGAGCUGUCGAGGGGGAAGCUUUGCGGGAAACCGUUCUUCUACUUCGAACAGGGCCUGAUCGUGGCCAGAUAUGAGACGGUCGGCAACUACGAGGGCAACUGGCCCCGCAUAGCGAAGGCAUGGAAGGAGGAUUCCAUCUUGGGAAGCGUCUUUACAUCGUUUCUCAUGUUGCUGCUGUUCGUUUGGGGCAUGCUUAUUCUAACCGAGUUUCGGACGAUCUAUAACCACUUGUUCGUGCUGUACUACAUGCCCUCCACAGAUGACGACAACAAGCUUUUCGUCCAGUCGGAGGAUGGGAAGGCCAUGCAGAUCGUGGCAGUGCCGCGGAGCCACAAGUACUUCGUGCUCUAUGUGGUGAUUCUCUCGCGUUUUCUGAUCGCGUUGGUGGUCUUCUAUGUUGGGACCAACUUCUUGACUGCGAGCGCAAGCUUGCUGGAGAUUGUGCUGAACAGUACGGCGUUGGGCUUCCUGCUGGAGGUGCAAGCGGGGUUUUGGGGCAUCUGGGCGGGCUUGGGCAGGUUAGAGAAAUUCGGAAGUCUGUCACUUUGGAGAUCCUGCACGGGUCCCACCUGCUGGGACUGCGCAUGGCCGAUGUAG
This is a messenger RNA of Symbiodinium natans, 651 nucleotides long. Lineage: Eukaryota; Dinophyceae; Suessiales; Symbiodiniaceae. The record is from the annotation of a GenBank genome assembly.